UCAUUCAAUAUUGCUGGGGGACAGCUUGGGAGAGAACAAGAAAUAUUAACGACAAUCACCUCUCAGAAAUUCUUCACAUUUCACCCUUUUUUUGUAUGGUGUGAAUUGAUUUCCCAAUCAGGCUGGCUUCUCAUAUUUCUUCAAAAUGAAGUAUUUCGCGCUUGCGACCACCGUCCUUUCUCUUGUAUCUACAGCUUUCGGCGCAGACAAGAGCAACUUCACGAAACCACCAACGUCGAAACAAAUCCUGCCCUCGAAUUUUAAACCACCCCAGGUGUUCAAGAAUGUAAAUUUAGUUCACAAUGUCAAUCUCGAAAAGAGUUAUCCAAAAGAAUCAAUUAAUGUGGUAAUCGAGAACAUUGCGAACGAGCCUCAAGAUGAAUACUACCUACCAUUCACAUCGAGGCAGAUGGAGACAAUUGCAGCUCUAGAAGUCAAGGAUAGAAAGGAUGCCGACUUAGGGCUAUUUGAAGUACGAGCAGUAGAAUUUGACACAGAGAGGUAAUUUAGAUUCGCGUCAUUUCUCAAACUAUUAGGCUAAUUCUUCAAAGUGAUACUCAAUUCUAUCUUAUCAAACUGCCACAACCUCUCGCACCAAAGGCACAACAAACAAUUGGUAUUUCAUAUUCCUACCUAUCGGCUUUGAACCCUCUUCCAAGUUCAAUCGCACAAAAGGAUCUCCAGUAUGUCGUUUACGAAUUCUCCGCAUAUGCUCAGUCGUCAUACGUCACUUUGAAGCAAAAGACUGAGGUCAAAUUCCCCACAACCAAUAUUCCAGAGCACACCAUUAUUCCAGGAACCGACGGCGCACCUGAGUCACCACAAAAGCAGGGUUCUAAGUACACAUACGGUUCUUAUGGAGAGGUACCAGCUGGCGCGGUUGAACCGGUCCGGGUUCGAUAUGAGUUCACCAAACCCCUCAUCCAUGUUUCCAAAUUAGAGCGUGAUAUCGAAGUUAGCCACUGGGGAGGAAAUGUUGCUUUUGAGGAACGCUAUACUUUGACCAACCGUGCUGCCAAACUUUCUCAACCAUUCUCUCGCACUCUCUGGAAUCAAGCCUCAUACUAUGCCAAUACACCCACCUCUGCUAUCAAAGAGCUCAAGUUCCCAUUGAAGGUCGGAAGUUUGACACCAUAUUUUACUGAUGUCAUCGGUAACGUCUCUACCUCUCGUUUCCGUAGUAAUAAACGGGAAGCAAACCUCGAAAUCAAGCCCCGUUACCCAAUCUUUGGAGGCUGGAACUAUCCUUUCCGUGUAGGUUGGGAUGCUGAUGCCAAGAAAUUCUUGAGACAAUUGAGCGGAGGAGAGCAAUAUGUUCUCAAUGUUCCAUUUUUGGAAGGUCCAAAACAGGCCGAGGGGGUUGAAUACGAAUCUGUAGAACUUCGCGUCAUUCUUCCCGAAGGAGCUGAGUAAGUUUCCCAUCUUAUUCUCCUCUUACAACCUAGCUAAUUCAUAUCCUCAUAGAAACGUCCAAUUCUCCACUCUCGUCCCCAUCGCUUCCUCCAGAAUCACCCUCCACAAAACCUUCAUGGACACCGUCGGCCGCACCACCCUCGUUCUUCACUCCCGCAACCUCAUCGACGACCUCCGUGAUCGCGAAAUCAUCGUUACAUACACCUACCCCUUCCUCGCAGGUUUCCGCAAACCCAUCAUUAUCUUCAUCUCCACGUUAAGUUUAUUCGUAACCGUUUGGGCCGUUGGCACAUUGGACGUUAGUAUUAAAGCGAAGAAGCCUUAAAAGCUACGCUACUAGGUAGAUAGAUAAAAACGAGUAUGGGAAGGGACAACAUACUAAGUAAGGCAAGAGUAUGAAAUCAUUGAAAUGAAUCAUGUGUACAGAUAUAUAGAUAGAUAGGUACCUAGCAAGAUAGAUAUAAAAAUGAGAAAAGUCUUGAUCGUUUAUUGUUCUGCUC
This is a messenger RNA of Sclerotinia trifoliorum, 1913 nucleotides long. Lineage: Eukaryota; Fungi; Ascomycota; Leotiomycetes; Helotiales; Sclerotiniaceae. The record is from the annotation of a GenBank genome assembly.